Messenger RNA from Drosophila willistoni, 4445 nucleotides. RefSeq names its product DNA-directed RNA polymerase, mitochondrial (gene mtRNApol). Gene Ontology annotation, molecular function: DNA-directed RNA polymerase activity; mitochondrial promoter sequence-specific DNA binding; protein binding. Gene Ontology annotation, cellular component: mitochondrial DNA-directed RNA polymerase complex. The record is from RefSeq and is a predicted model, not a curated record. Gene Ontology annotation, biological process: mitochondrial transcription. Bases 159 to 4226 code for a protein of 1355 amino acids. NCBI's taxonomy places the organism in Eukaryota, Metazoa, Arthropoda, Insecta, Diptera, Drosophilidae. The transcript has 7 exons.
UGAGGGAGCGCGAACAACAACAAGCGGACGUCCGAACGCCUUCUCCUCCUUUUACGUUCUAUUAUGCAAGCGAAAAUUGUGUGAAAAUUGUUGCAAAUUGGAAUAAUUUUUGGAUUUGAUGUGAAACCAUUUGAGCAUAUAGCAAAAGCUAUUCGAGAAUGUACCGUUUGCUGGGUCUAAAUCGGGGCAAGGCCCUGAAUAAGGUGCUACAAUUGCCGCCCCCUACAACAACAAUGUGCUGCGGCUGCGGCGGCAGAAGUUCCAAUUCGUCGCAGAAUUUUAUCCACUAUCAGCAGUAUUAUCAAAUGCUUUACCGGCUUAAACCGGCAAUUACAGAAAUAACAACGACAAGGGGACAGUCAACAACUACGACCCAGACAGAUGCCUUGGCUUUGGCAAACAAGAAGAAACGUCUGCGUAAGCCGCGCUAUGCCAAAUAUGUGGAAUUUCUCGAAGUUACCGAAAUGACUGCCAGUGAACGUAAAUCUCGAGUCAAACGUCUCAAAUCCAAGAAGUUGGCCGAAUUCAUACAAAAAACUCAAUUGCAAAUACUAGAAAAGCGGGCCAAAGAAGAACGUCGUGGUAAAAAAGAAGGCAGCAAAUUGGAAGAUUUGUCCCAGCGUCAACCUGUUGAAUAUCAGAAAAUUGAUAUGGAAGCAUUGGAUGGCUGCUCUGUAUUGGAAACGGGCAUCUAUGAUGAUCGUCCUAUGUUGUUUUUUGGCAAGGAUGAGUACACUAAGCAGGUUAUAUCAAAUCCCGAGGAAGUGCAGCAGAUCCUAAAGAGUUUUCACAAUUUUCGCGAUAUCAUCGAGGGCAUGGAAAGUGAAAGGCAAGAAUGUGCAGAAACAGAUAUUGGUUUGGCUACACCGAAGCUGACAGAGGACUUGCUGGAUCCGUUUGAGACUAUAGAACCGUAUAUUAAUCCAUUGGAUAGGUCAAAACCAGCGAGUGUUACAACUGUAAUGACACCAAGCACUGAUAGCUCCGCUGUUACUUCCAAAUCGAAGAAAAGAUUCAAAUCGAACGUCCAUGCCAAUGCAGAACAGGAGCGUCUGGCCAAGCAAAAGGCCUUACACAUCAAUCUGACAACUUACCUGAAUGUCUGUGUUUCAGCCAAUAUGCUUAAUCGUGCUCUCUCCACCAUCGUUGUGUAUCGAAAUCGUUCCAAAAAGGGAAUGAAUAACCAAAAUCACUCGAAUCUGAUAACUAUUGAACUUUAUAACAUCCUUCUACAUGGUUAUGCCGGCAAAGGAUCUUUCGAUCGUUGUCAAGAUUUAUUCAAUUAUAUCUCUGAAGAUGAUUUAAAGUUCAAUGAGCAGACAUAUGCAGCCAUUUUUGAGUGCUUGGGUCGUCUAGAAUCGGAUGAUGAGAAUAUAAAAAGCAUUGAGAAAUAUAUCAAAAAGGCACAGGAUCAGGGUUUCAGUCUUGAUCAAAUUAUGGAUCGUUCAAAGUUUGUGUCAGAUCAACGAGAUAUAGCCCUAGAUGCUAUUCAACGUGUACGACCAGAAUAUAAACCAGUCUAUGUACCGCCAGUCUUGGGAUAUGACAACGAGUUGCUCAACCAUCUUAAUGAGUCUACACUCAAGGGAGAAAACAAGCCGGAUUAUGCUAUAAUGAAUCCCAAAUCCGGCUAUACCAAAGAUCAGUUAGAGCAAUUGGCCAGAGAGCAGCUGAAAGUGGAAUUAGACGGAUGCAUAACUAUUAAAUCCAUUGAAAAGUCCAAGGAAUUUGCCAAUGCUGAGAAAUGUCGUGAACGGCUGAAAGAGUUGGAGCAGAAUUGGCGCAAACAGAUUUCGGUGGCCAUUGUGAGAGAUAUGAACACGUUGCGGGCUCAAGUGCGUUUCAAGCCGCAUGGUUACAUGAACUAUUACACGUAUCUUAAGGUGCUGGAUACAUCACACUAUACUGACAUUGUCAUCAAGGAGUUGUACAAACUGGCCGAAGGUUCCGAAACAUUCAGUCCCACUGUGGGCCAAUUGUAUAAGGAAUUGGGCCAGAAAGUCCAGCGACGCUAUCAGAUCGAGCAGAAAAAGCAUAAUGGCACAUUGGAGAAAAUUGGCGAUAUAUAUAGUUCGUAUUGUGAUAUCUGGGACAGUGGUCGGACGCAGGAUAAUACCCGGCAGAUAUGGCAACGUCUGGUGCAUGAUCAAAGAGAGAUUGGUGGUCCUAGCAUGGACUUACCCGAAAUUCCUUGGCCCUCAAAUGUCCUGACUGGCGUGGGGCGAUUCCUCUACAAUAUUCUGAUGCGUGACAUAAAGAUUGACUCGCAUAUAAUGCGACAAAAUAAUCGUCAGUCGACGCAGAAUCUAAUGCCCGCCUUCUACACACUUUUCCGUAAUCAAGGACGUCUUGUUAAAGAGGAAGUUAAACCGCAUCCUGUCUUAUCCAGAUUACUUCGUGCCUCGCGGCAGCAAACUCUCACUUUCGAUUCAAAUCUAGUGCCUAUGUUGUGCCCGCCUCAACCGUGGAGUACACCACAUAAUGGUGGAUAUUUGCUGAAUAAAUCCGAGCUGAUUCGUUUGCCACAUCAGGCCGUACAGCAAUGGGAACGCAUUAAUGCAACCAAUCCGGAACAAAUCUAUCCCGCCCUCGAUUCCCUCAAUCAGCUGGCCAGUGUACCGUGGCGAGUUAAUACCCAGUUGCUGGACGUCAUCAUUGAAGUAUUCCAAAAUGGAGGCGAUGCCAAAUUGGAUGUACCCCAACCACCCAGUGCUUUGCCACCUCUGCCCGCUAAUCAAGCCAUCGAUACGAAAGACAUUUCCAAUGCCGAUCGAGCUAAACAGUUUCGGGACAAACUCGGACAUCGGAGGAAGCAGGCCGAAAUGUAUAGUUUGUGGUGUGAUGCCCUCUAUCGUUUGUCCUUGGCCCAACAUUACCGGGAUAAAGUGUUUUGGUUGCCACAUAACAUGGAUUUCCGAGGACGUGUCUACCCUGUGCCACCUCACUUGAAUCACCUGGGAUCCGAUUUGGCCCGUUCCAUACUCAUUUUCGAUCAGGCUCAGCCAUUGGGACUGGAUGGUUUCAGUUGGUUGAAGCUCCAUUGCAUCAAUUUGACUGGCAUGAAGAAGCGGGAUUCAGUGCGCGAGCGUUUACUUUAUGCGGAAGAGAUUAUGCCAGAGAUUCUAGAUUCGGCUGAUAAUCCACUGACUGGUAACAUGUGGUGGUCCAAAUCGGAUGAACCGUGGCAAACUUUAGCUUGUUGCAUGGAAAUAGCCAAGGUUCAACGCUCGCCGGAUCCAGCGGCAUAUCUUAGUCGUUUCCCCAUACAUCAGGAUGGCUCCUGUAAUGGCUUGCAACAUUAUGCGGCUCUGGGACGGGAUCAAGCGGGAGCGUGCAGCGUAAAUUUGGCUCCUUCGCCAUUGCCCCAAGAUGUUUACAGUGCUGUGGCUGCUUUAGUCGAACGCACACGCAAAUCGGAUGCUGUAAAUGGUCUCCAUGUGGCUCAGGCUCUGGAGGGUUUCGUUAGACGCAAGGUUAUCAAGCAAACUGUGAUGACCACUGUGUAUGGAGUGACACGUUAUGGAGCCCGUUUGCAAAUUGCUCGUCAACUCAAGGACAUUGAUGAAUUUCCCAAAGACUGGGUUUGGCCUGCUUCCACUUAUCUCACAACCAAGACGUUUGAGAGUCUACGUGAAAUGUUUACCUCGACAAGGGAGAUUCAAGACUGGUUUACAGAAUGCGCUCGCCUCAUCUCAGGGGUUUGUGGCCAAAAUGUGGAAUGGAUCACGCCCCUUGGUCUUCCAGUAGUGCAGCCAUACAGUCGCCAGGACGUCAAGCACACGGCUCGCAGUGGACUUCGGGUUAAUGCCAACAUGCCCAUGGAUAUGUAUGAGCGUCCCAAUAUACUUAAGCAAAAGAAUGCCUUUCCGCCCAACUUUAUCCAUUCGCUGGACUCCUCGCAUAUGAUGCUAACCUCGCUGCAUUGUGAACGUCAGGGUAUUACCUUUGUGUCUGUUCACGAUUGCUUCUGGACACAUGCCUGCACAGUACCUGAAUUGAAUCGCCACUGUCGCGAGCAGUUUGUGGCCCUUCAUUCACAGCCCAUUCUGGAGCAGUUGUCCGAAUACAUGCGUCAACUAUACAGUUUUAAGACUAGCGACUUUACGAAUGAUGGUUCUGUGGAGGAUCUGUCUAAGCGUCAGCUAAAUCGCACACUCAAGCAACUGCCACAGAAAGGGGAUUUUGAUCUGGAAAACGUUCUUGAGUCGGUCUACUUUUUCAGCUAGAAAUAACAAUCGGUGUGCCUAAUUCUAAUUUAGUUGACUAAUUUUUAAGCAUUAUUUCUGUUAAAUUCGUUUUCAAAAAAUUCAAUUUAAAAACCAAAAACCCUAAGAAACCAGAUACAAAUCUACAAUGUGAUUUUGUAAGAGUUUAUGUGAAAAAACUUGAUGAAUAAAAAGGCUAUUUAUUUGAUAUACAAUAAAAAACUUAAAUUUGAAUUUAAA